AUGGCCGCCGCCGGCGGGGAGCGCGGCGAAGCGGCGCCGAGAGAGGAGGGGAUGGCAGGUGCCGGCGAGGAGGGGGACGGGGAGGAGAAUAUUCUGUAUGACCUGCUGGUUAACACCGAGUGGUCUCCGGAGACGGAGGUGCAGCCAAGAGGCAACAGAAAACAUGGUGCAUCAUUUAUCAUCACUAGAGCAAUUACAGGUCCUGCAUUGUUUUUGCUUCGUUACAUCUGGUACAGCCCUGCAAAGUUUUCUCUGCCCACUGGACUGGUUCGUCUAGUUAGUAAGCAGAUCAACUGGCACCUAGUACUUGCAAGCAAUGGUAAAUUGUUGGCAGUGGUUCAAGAUCAAUGUGUAGAAAUCAGGUCUGCAAAAGAUGACUUUGGAUCCAUAGUUGGAAAAUGUCAAGUGCCAAAGGAUCCUAACCCUCAGUGGAGGCGAGUGGCAUGGAGUCAUGAUUGUACGUUACUUGCUUAUGCUGAAAGCACUGGAACAGUGAGAGUGUUUGACCUAAUGGGUAGCGAGCUUUUGGUCAUUUCACCAACAGCAAGUUUUCCAGGGGAUCUGAGUUAUGCUAUUGCUGGAUUGAUCUUUCUAGAAUACAAAGCAAGUGCCCAAUGGUCAGCCGAACUGCUUGUUGUUAAUUAUCGUGGAGAACUGAGAAGUUAUCUUGUAAGUGUUGGAACAAAUCAAAGCUUUCAAGAAAGUCAUAGUUUCAGCUUUAGCAGCCAUUAUGCCCAUGGAAUAACUACUGUCAUUUAUCAUCCUGGUCACAGACUUCUACUUGUAGGAGGCUGUGAAACAGAUGAAGAUGGAGUAUCUAAAGCAACUGUUUGUGGGAUAUCUGCUUGGAGAAUUCUGUCAGGCUCUCCCCAUUAUAAACAGGUCACUAGUUAUGAAGAUGACAUUAGAAUAGCACAGAGAAGAGGAUUAUUAAAGAUUAUGAAUAUAAGAUUUUACAGUAGGCGGGGAACAGAACAGGAUGGAGUUUUCAAGAUGAAUCUUUCUCCUGAUGGAGCUCUUCUGGCAGCUAUUCAUUUCUCAGGAAAACUGACAAUCUGGUCUAUUCCAUCUCUCAGACAACAAGGAGAAUGGGACCAAACUGAUCAGCCGGGUUAUGAUGAGAUCAACCCAGACUGGAGACUCUCUAGUGAAAAAAGAAAGAAAAUAAAAGAUAAAGAAUCCUAUUACCCAUUGAUAGAUGUAAAUUGGUGGGCAGAUAAUUCUGUCAUCCUGGCUCGCUGCUCUGGUGCAUUGACUGUGUCAUCAGUCAAGACGUUAAGAAACUUGCUGGGAAAGUCAUGUGAAUGGUUUGAGAGUUCUCCUCAGGUCACUUCAGCUCACGAUGGAGGAUUUCUAAGUCUGGAGUGUGAGAUAAAACUCGUUCCAAAAAGAUUACGCUUGGAGAGCAGGUCUGGUGAUGAAGAUGAGGGAGAAGAUGACUCUGACUCGGAUGAUGAAACUUCUGCUAAGGACAGAUACUUCAGUUACCUAAAGCAAGGCCUGUACUUUGUGACAGAAAUGGAACGAUUUGCUCCUCCACGGAAACGUCCACGUACUAUUACAAAGAAUUUCCGCCUUGUCAGUUUGAGAUCCACGACUCCAGAGGAACUGUACCAGAGAAAAAUUGAUAAUGAAGAAUAUGGGGAAGCUUUGUCUUUGGCUCAAGCAUAUGGCCUUGAUUCUGAUCUUGUGUAUCAAAGACAGUGGAGGAAGUCAGCUGUUAACGUUGCUUCAAUUCAAGACUACUUGAGCAAAAUUAAGAAGCGCGCAUGGGUUCUUCACGAGUGCUUGGAAAGAGUUCCAGAGAAUGUGGAUGCUGCUAAGAAGCUGCUUCAGUAUGGCUUGAAAGGCACAGACUUGGAGGCUCUUGUGGCCAUAGGAAAAGGACAAGAUGGCGGCAGAUUUAUCUUACCAGGGGAGGUGGACAUUGAAAUUCCCUAUGAAGACUUUUUGUCACCAGAUGAAGAAAUGGAUACUAGAAAGGAAAAAGAGGCCAAGAAGCAUCAAGAACUGCUGUUAUCAGUAAACUUCUCAAAGCUGACACUGGAACAAAAAGAACUCUGCCGUAGCAGGCUGAAGCUGUUAACUUACCUUGAUCGCCUUGAAACCUAUGAGGAAAUCCUUAAAGGGCCUCAUGCAGCUGAACAGCACUAUGAUGGUGAAUUCUUCAAGAGGUUCAGAAAUCAGAAUAUUGUACUUUCAGCAAGAACUUAUGCUCGGGAAAGCAAUGUCAGAGCCCUGGAAAUUCUGUUCACUUUCCAUGGAUCAGCUUUACUUCCACACAGACAGGCAAUUCUCUCCAAUUUUCCAGAGACUACUUCACCACAUGAAUAUGCUUUCUUGUUGCCUGAAGCUUGUUACAAGCAGGGGACAUUGAAAAUUCUUCCAUGGAAUGAGCAGAAACAUCGUGAAGAAGAUUGGUGUGAAAAAGCAGAAUGCAGGAUGAUUGUUGAACCAACUUUACAAGAUGAAGGCGAAUUUCUGUAUGAAACGCAGCCUGAGUUGCUGAAGUACAGGACUACUAACCUCUCAGUAGAUCUCGUUACCAGUUGGUAUUUGAGCAGAGCACAGGAAAUUGAAAAAUACGCAAUGCAGGUGGACUGUGCUCUGUCCCUUGUUCGUCUUGGCAUGGAGAGGAAUAUUCCUGGUCUGCAGGUGCUUUGUGACAAUCUGAUCACUCUUGAGACAAUAGUUUAUGAGACUGAUGGUGAUCGAACCUUAACUUUGAAGGAACUUGUAGAGAUGAAGGACAUUGAAAAGCUGAGGCUGUUGAUGAACAAAUCCUGUGAUGAAAAAUACGUGAAGAAUGUUUAUCAGUGGAUGAUCCCUUUUCUCCACCGCUGUGAAAAUCAGUCCCCUGGUCUUGCAAAUUCCCUUUUUAAAGAUUAUUUAGUAACAUUAGCAAAGGAAGACCUGACUCUACCUCUGAAGAUAUUUCAGAAUUCAAAACCUGCUUGUCAGCAAAAAAUUAUUCCUGAUCAAGACCAGCUUAUGAUUACGGCAUUGGAAUGUAUUUAUAGUUGUGAACGAGAUGACCAGCUCGCUCUCUGUUACGAUAUUUUGGAAUGCCUUCCACAAAGAGGAUAUGGGCCUGAAACAGAUAAAACUAACACUAUUCACGAUGAAGUAGAUGAACUGGAACAAAUUCUUAGUGUGUCAGAACUGUUGGAGAAACAUGGACUUCAGAAACCUGUUUCCUUUGUGAAAGACACAAAGGACAAUGCGGAGGAGGCACGGAAGCUGAUGAUUAGACUGACGAGGCACACAGGUCGCAAGCAACCAUCAGUCAGUGAGGCACACUGGAAGGAAUUGCUCCAGGAUAUGUUAGACAUGCAGCAGAAAGUAUAUACAUGCUUACAUUCAGAUACUUGCUAUGAGAUAUUUACAGAAAGUCUUUUAUGCUCAAGCAGUAUAGACAAUAUCCACUUGGCUGGGCAAAUGAUGCAUUGCAGUAUUUGGUCAGUGGAUCUACCAAGUUCAUCAAAAGGGAAGCCACAGUACCGAGUCAGCUAUGCGAAAAGUAUCGAACUAGUUUUGGCUGCUGGCAGAGAAUAUUUCAAUUCUUCAACGAGUUUGACUGAUAGCUGUAUGGAUUUGGCCAGGUGCUGUCUCCAACUUAUUGUAGACUGUCCGAGUGCUAUUCAGGAGGAGCUAGAUCUCAUUCGUGCUCUCGGCUACCUUGAAGAAUUUGGUGUGAAAAUAUUACCAUUACAAGUGCGUUUAUGUUCUGAUCGACUUAGUCUCAUCAAGGACUGUCUUGCUCAGUUGUCAACGAACUAUAAGCAGUCUGCUAAGCUCCUGGGACUUGCAAAUUUGCUAAGGGUUGCAGGAGGUGAUCAGAUGGAGAGAAAAGGUCAAGUUUUGAUACUUUUAGUGGAACAAGCUCUCAGUUUCCAGGACUACAAAGCAGCUAGUAUGCAUUGCCAGGAGCUCAUGGCCACAGGUUAUUCUAAAAGCUGGGAAGUAUGCAGUCAGCUUGGGCAAUCGGAAGGCUACCAUGAUUUGGGUAUGCGUCAGGAACUCAUGGCUUUUGCUCUGACACACUGUCCCCCAAGUGCCAUAGAGGCGUUGCUGGGAGUGAGCAGUUCGUUGCAAACCCAGAUUCUUUAUCAGGCUGUGAAAUACAAGUUUCUUCCUUCAGAAGGAGGUGAGAAUAUAAAUAUAUCAGGACCUUCUUCGUUGAUCAGUAAGGAUACAGAGGAUGAAACCAACGUCUCCUCUAGCCAGUCUGCUGAUUUGUUGUACUGGACGACAUCAAAAACCAUGAAGGUGUUGUCUAACACAACUAUGACUACAAAAGCCAUGCUGCAUGCUGUCAGUGAUGGACAGUGGUGGAAGAGAUCAUUAACUUAUCUUCGACCACUACAUGGCCAAGAUGUAUUAAAAAGUGGGCCUGGAGAAAAUGCCACUGUGGAAAAACAAGGCUGUCAUCCGUUUUAUGAGUCUCUAAUUGCUGAUCCAUAUGUUGCAGAAUCUGAAAUCAGCUAUGGCAUGUACCAGAACAAUUCUUUGGAAAGCUUUGCAGAAGUAUUGCUGAGAACAGAGAAACUGACAGAAACAAAGAGUGAAGAAAAAGACCUACUUCCAACUACAGAAGUUCUGCUACAACUGGCAAAUGAUGCGUUACCAAAUGAUAUGGCCUUGUCUCUUGCCUAUCUACUUGCCCUGCCGCAGGUGGUAGAUGCCAACAAAUGCUUUGAAAAGCAAUUACAUUCUGCGUUAUCUCUCCAGCUGGCAAGUUAUUACUAUAGCCUACAGAUCUACGCUCGUUUGGCACCAUGUUUCAAGGACAAAUGCCACCCUCUCUACAGGGCUGAUCCAAAAGAGCUGAUUCAGAUGGUCACAAAGCAUGUUACUCAGUAUGGCUGUACAGACUGGCCUGAAGAAAUCGCAACUUUGAUAAAUCAGCUGCAUUACUACAAUGAACGACUACUGGAUUUCACUCAAGCUCAGAUUCUGCAAGGGCUUGGCAAAGGAGUGGAUGUGCAGAGGUUUACAGCAGAUGGACAGUACAAGAGGGAAACAAUACUAGGAUUGGCAGAAACACUUGAAGAAAAUGUCUACAAGAUUGCUGUUUCUUUGGCUCAGCGAUACAGUGUUCCACUUUGGGAAGUUUAUAUGACGCAUUUGGAAUUUUUAUUCACCGACAGUGGGUUAUCAACACUGGAAAUACAAGAAAGAGCACAAACUCUUGGUCUCUUUGAGACUUUGAAAACCAAUCCUGAAACCUUACAUGAACACAUGGUUAAAUAUGUUUACCCAAGUAUUGAAGGUAGAGAUCACCAGCGAUUGCUUUACUAUUUUACACUCCUUGAAAAUUGUGGUUGCUCAGAAGUGGUGAAGCAUGCUGUUAAACCUGAAACUCACAUCCGACUCCUGAAAAAAUUUAAAGCAGUUGCACCAGGUCUUAAUUACAAGAAGCUAACAGAUGAAAAUGAAAACCCUCUGGAAACACUGGAGCCCAUCCUUACAAGUCAAAAUAUCUUAUCUAUUUCCAAACUGGCUCCCAAAAUUCCUAAAAAAGAUGGCAGUACGCUGUCACCGAGCUCUAUUUAUGCUGUCUGGUUACAAAAACUUUUUUGGAAUGGUGAUCACCAUCUCAUUAAAAAAAUACCAGAAACCAUGGAUGAGUGGCUACACGCAUAUGAUACGUGUUCAAAGUACUUGGAUAGACUUGAUCCAGAUGAUAUUGUCACUUUUAUUGACGAAAUUACCUUUUCUUCAAAAGCUGUCACAAAGCUGCCAGUUGAAGCCAGGAUAGAAGUGACUAAGAAGGCUACUAAGGCAGUCAAACAUCUUUCUGAGAAAUCACGAAAAAAGACUUCUGAGAAUGACAUGGAAGAUGCUGAAAAUCCAUCUGUUGCUUAUGAAGAAACUCUGAAACACUUGCAGCAAUCUCUUGCUCAUCUGGAAACACUCACUCAUAGUUUUAUCACUUCCUUGAAAAACAGCAAACAGGAUACACUACAGAAGUAUGGCUAUUUAUAUGAUUUGUCAAGGUGAGAGAAAGAAAAAAUCCAUGAACAAGCAGUAGCUAUGUGUAUAGAUGGUCAACCCCUGGACAUGAUACAACAGUUGUUACAGGUGGCCGUUGGAGAUCUAGGUCUUUCUCCCAAGGAUAUUGUCCAACAUGCCAUUAAAAAAAUUGUAUGUACGUUAAGUGGAAAUGGUGGCUCAUCUACAUCAGUGAAAGAUCCACUUGGAAUCCUAGAAGGCAUCGUGUCUGCAGUGCAUAAAAGUGUUGAGAAAGGGGAGAAAAUAGUUUCUUCAGAUGACCUUCUGGAGUGGUUGAGACCUUUCUGUAGUGAUGACUCUUUAGCAGUGAAGCCUCGCAUCAGAGUAUUGCAAAUUCUGGAGCAAGCCUUCCAUCUCAGUGAUGAGGAUAGCAAGCUACUUGUGUACUUCAGGACGCAAGCUGUUCUCAGAGUUUGCUGGCCUGAAACAAAGGUAGAGAUAACAGAUGUUGAAAAUGAAGAAAAAAGGUAUGAUCUUUUCCUGGGACUUCUGGAGUCUAGUCACAGUCUGUCUGAGUUUCAGCACUUGGUUUUACUCCUUCAAGCUUGGCCACCGAUGGACAUGAGCAGUGGAUCAUGCAGAGAUGAUAAUCCCUGGGUGAAACUGGGGACUGUUAUGCUACGCAGAUGCCAACCCAAGGAAAAGGAGAACACAGGAAAUGAAAUUUUGAAAAUCUGCCGUUCUUUGUAUGAGACAAAGCACAAGCUCCCUGUUGAGUGUAUAAAAGAAUUAUGUUUGCUGCUGCUUAACCAGUCCAUCCUGCUGCCAUCCCUGAAACUGCUGGUAGAAAGCAAAGAUCAAGAUCUUCACGCUGUAGCACUGGAGCAGAUAACAGCUGUUGCUAAGGUUGAUGAUUCCAGUUGUGACGCUGAAAUACUUUCCUUGCUCCUCAAUGCCAAGUUAGUGGUGAAGUGCGUAUCUACUGCCUUCUAUCCUCGUCUUAUUGACCACUUACUGGCUAACCAGGGAGAAGGAGGCUGGGAUGUAGAGGAAAUAGCAAAACAACUUAAAGAAGCAGGGUUCAACGCAGAGGCUGGGUCCCUCUUGAUGUCUCAUCGAGGGACUCAUCCUGCACUCAGGACUUUUACUACUGCCCUCCAGGCUAUUCAGCAUUGGAUCUAAAAAUGUUGGAUUUAUGCAUUUGUCUGCCUUUUUGCUGGAGAUCUUACACAAAAGGGAGAAAUUGUUCUAAUGAAGUAACAAAGUUAGUUGUUGCUUAUGUUUUGCAGAAACUACAAACAGCACACUUACAGUGAAUUCCUGUAUACUUCUAAUCGUUUUAAAAAAUUGUUGGUGCAGACCAUACCAUUCUGUUAUAUGGCUAGCAAAGCAUUGAAUCUGAUAAUCCUUUUCAGAUCAAAGUGUUAAAUGGUUACACUCCGUGACAUAUAAAUGAAACAUUAGUAAGCUGGCAGGUUAUAUACAAUUUGUCUUAAUUUCUGUAAGUAAUUUACUCUUGUCACAAUGUAAAACUGAUGUAAAAAUAUAAUUAUAAAGAUAUAUGGAGAAAAAAAAAAUCACAGUGAAGAAUAAUUUCUGAGAAUUUCAAAACCUUGAAAUUUGGUAUUGUGCAAUGUUGUUACCACAGCUUUUGUUUGCAAUAAGUAAAAUAUUUUGCAUUUAUCGUAGUCACUCUUUUCCUCCUUUUAGACAGAUAAAUAUUUUCUUUCUUCAGCCACUUUUUCUCAAAUUCCUGUCUCUCCUCAGUGAUGUUUAUUCAUAAGGACAAGCUGAACUUC
Aptenodytes forsteri (emperor penguin) is the source of this 7754-nucleotide messenger RNA. It is a transcript of the gene NBAS, whose product is annotated as neuroblastoma amplified sequence. The record is from RefSeq and is a predicted model, not a curated record. Gene Ontology annotation, biological process: retrograde vesicle-mediated transport, Golgi to endoplasmic reticulum. NCBI's taxonomy places the organism in Eukaryota, Metazoa, Chordata, Aves, Sphenisciformes, Spheniscidae. The transcript is spliced from 52 exons. Gene Ontology annotation, cellular component: Dsl1/NZR complex; endoplasmic reticulum membrane. Gene Ontology annotation, molecular function: SNARE binding.